This is a messenger RNA of Pecten maximus, 846 nucleotides long. RefSeq lists its product as uncharacterized. The transcript has 2 exons. The record is from RefSeq and is a predicted model, not a curated record. Lineage: Eukaryota; Metazoa; Mollusca; Bivalvia; Pectinida; Pectinidae. The annotation marks the transcript as partial.
AUAUGGAUACAGCGAUGCCGAUUGGUGCGAAAAGACUUUAACUUCAAAAGUUACGACAGUACGAGGAUUUGUUCGGAUCAUUUUGUGGGGAAAUCGGCGCCAACUCAUAAGCACACUGUACCAUCGCUGUUUCCGACCAAGACUUUUCAAACUUCGGAUUUGGACUGUAGUAUUGAGGCAUGUUCAGCUAUUGUGAACACACCAGUUCCAGAAGUUCAUGAAACAACACAAAUCCGCCUGACAGAGGAUGAAGCUAUAGAAACAUGUGCACCAAAUGAAUUGCUGGAUUUGGAACUUUCACGCGGGAGUGAUGACUUUGUUAGUGAAAGCGUUUCAUUUGAUGCUAAUUCAAGAAGACUUGAUAAUUCAUUACUCUUUAAUGAUUACUGUGGCAAUGUUCUGGGAUCCCAUAUUUCUAGUUCUCGGAACCAAUCUUCCCAAACGUCGGCAUGUGCUGUAAGUGUUUCCACUCAGACAGAUUCUGCACAUAUAGUAUCAGCUCAAGUGGGAACACAAACCUCAACGAAAACAUAUAACAGUGUUGGAACACAAGUUGACAGACCAACCCUCACAUAUGAGGAUGUGAAACGAUCCAAUGAGGAUAUUAUGUUUUAUACUGGGAUUCCAGAUGCAGAUUCCUUUGAAGCCUUGUUCGACGAGUUUAAGGAUGACCCUCAACUUAAGGGAAACAAAGUUAGUGGGAGACCUAGUGCAUUACGUUUGAUAGACGAAUUUUUCCUAGUUUUGAUGAGGUUAAGGUUAGGUCUUGUUUUAGAGGAUUUGGCCUAUCGCUUCAAGACCUCAACAUCAUCAUGUAGUAGGAUUUUCAAUAAAUGGAUUACUUGA